Messenger RNA from Chaetomium strumarium, 1473 nucleotides. RefSeq names its product arginine-tRNA-protein transferase. The record is from RefSeq and is a predicted model, not a curated record. Gene Ontology annotation, molecular function: arginyl-tRNA--protein transferase activity. Gene Ontology annotation, biological process: protein arginylation. Lineage: Eukaryota; Fungi; Ascomycota; Sordariomycetes; Sordariales; Chaetomiaceae. Gene Ontology annotation, cellular component: cytoplasm. Bases 1 to 1473 code for a protein of 490 amino acids. The transcript is spliced from 3 exons.
AUGCAGACCCCGGGUGCCACUGCAGCACGGUAUUCAUACCUCUUUCCAAUCGGAUAUAGCAACUCAUCCGAGUGCGGGUAUUGUCGCCAGACUCGCAGUGGUCAGUCGACUAAACGUUAUUCGUAUUAUGCCAUUGCAACGUCCCUGACGCCGGCUUUCUACCAGAAGCUGGUCGACCGAUGCUGGAGACGUUCAGGGUCUCUCCUAUACCGGCCGAACCAGAAGCACUCCUGCUGUCCACACUACACUCUCCGUCUCGACUCGACCCAGUUCCAUCCGGCCAAGGAUCAGCGUCAAGCCGUCAACCGGUUCAACCGCCACAUCGUUGGGGAUACGUAUGUCAGGGAUGCGGCCCGACUGCACCCACGCUCCCGCGCCGAGGUCAGGAGGCGGCACAAUGUCUUCGACCUGAUCGAGAGAAUCCAUGAGCCCGAGGCCGAGAUGCUCAAGUCCCCGCCGUCUCCGGACCAUGUCUUCAGCGUCACGCUAGAGCCGGAUACGUUUACCGAGGAGAAGUACGAGGUCUUUGAGAACUACCAACGCAAGGUCCACGGCGAGUCCCCCGAUAGGAUCUCGCGGCAGGGGUUCAAGCGGUUCUUGUGCGGCUCCCCCCUGACCCGUGAGACGAUGACCGGUCCGGACGGCACCGAGCGCCAGCUGGGCUCGUUCCACCAGUGCUACCGCAUCGACGGGAAACUGGUCGCCGUGGGUGUCCUGGACCUUUUGCCGGACUGCGUUAGUGCUGUGUACUUUCUGUACCAUGAAUCGAUCCACUCGCUCAACCCGGGGAAGCUUGGCGCCCUGAGGGAGAUCGCCCUGGCCCGCGAGGCGGGCUAUCGCUGGUGGUACCCCGGGUAUUACGUGCACAACUGCGCCAAGAUGCGGUACAAGAUCGAGUACAAACCCCAAUAUGUGCUGGAUCCGGAGGAUCUCAGGUGGUACUUGCUUGACAAGGAGGCUCUGGCGCUAUUUGACAAGGAGCACUACGUUUGCUUUUCGCGGCGACAAGAAGACCGGGGAGGAGCCACAGGCAGGCAGGUGGUCAUGAACAGCACCGACGCCGAGUCCAGCGGCCCUCGGCCCGCUCCAUUGCCUUUGCCUGCGGGAGCUCAGACUGCCUCUCCAGACCCCAUCAAGAAUCAGGAAAUGAGUGAAGCAUCUGCAGCCGAAGAGGACGACGAGGACGACGACGAAGAGGACUAUGGCGAAGCCGAAGAAGACGCCUUCCUCCUCGCAAGCAACAUGCCCGGCAUCCCGUCCCUCCAAGAGAUGCAACAGGUCGACAUGAACCGCCUUCUCCUGCGCUCCGACUUCUCCAACAACCUCAUUGUUGCCUCCCACCUCGUCAUAUGGGACACGGAGGACAUCGCCAAUUUUGGCACGCUCAAGUCGCGCAUCGCCGAGCUCGUCGCGGCGGUGGGACCGGAUCUGAUUGGGGAGUUUGUUAUUGACUUCCGCAAGAGGUCGUCAUAG